Messenger RNA from Penicillium bovifimosum, 1989 nucleotides. Its product is annotated as short-chain dehydrogenase. Gene Ontology annotation, molecular function: DNA binding. The coding region runs from base 1 to 1989 and encodes 662 amino acids. The record is from RefSeq and is a predicted model, not a curated record. NCBI's taxonomy places the organism in Eukaryota, Fungi, Ascomycota, Eurotiomycetes, Eurotiales, Aspergillaceae. The transcript has 2 exons.
AUGGCUUCAUCAUCACCUUUUACUCCCCCUACCUCUGCUCCGUCAUCACAGACCCAGGAGCUAGCGCAGAUUGAGCUCCAGGACCGGUUAAACCACCACAGCAUCAAGGCCCUCCACUACAUGCGAAGCCAGUGGCCUCAGAAUACAUCAAAGGCGUAUGUUAACAAGCAGAAGGAAUGGCAGAGCUUCUGCAAAAAUCAGGGCUUCCCAGACGGCGAAUUGGUCACAGAGAAGAAGCUUGUCUACUUUCUCGAUACUGAGGUCCUAAACCGGCCCCUCCGGUCCUGUCAUCACAAAAAAGACCGCACUCGGCAGGAUAGAUCGAAGGUUGCGCAAACCCUAGGGACCAAUUCGAUCACGCAGUAUGUCAGUGCUAUUGUGGACCUCUGGAAGUUCCAGAAAAGCAUUGGGACCAAUAGCUCCCCUAACCCCCGUGGAUAUACUGGUUCAGCCUUGAUGACCGGCCGACUACAUAAGGAAAGCGAGAGAAAGCGCGAGCAGUAUCUUGACCGAGCCGCAGGCACCCUGCAGGAUGGGUAUUCUCGGGACAAGAUCAAGGACUUUAUACGGUACUGCUGGCAAGGAUGGAGGUCAAAAGAUCUCAAGCAUCGAAAGCCUCAGGCCCAAGAGUCCUAUCUUCGCACCGCCGUGGAUUUUCUCUUCAGUCACAAUAUGCUCCUUCGUGGAGAAUCGCGCCGGUGCCUCCAGUUUCCUGACCUGUUUACUAUCUCCAUGCCUAACGAAGGCCCGACCCCCUGUUGGCCAAUGAUUAUGAUUAUGGACAACGGAAAGACCAACCAGUUUGGUCGCUUGCAGUAUAUGGGAGUAAUGCGCCAUCAGGAUCCACUCCUGUGUACGAUGAGCCAGGCAGCCUUCUAUCUCUUCUAUCGCUGGCAGAUAGUAGGAGAGUCGCCCCCGCAGUUUCGGAGCCGACCGCAGUGGUACAAUUUCCACUUCUUCAAAGGCUCGGAUCGAGACAAGCCUAUCUCGUACGAGAGCCAGCUGAAAUGGGCUAACGAGGUCUACGAGGCGAUCAAUCUCUCCACCGCUAAGAAAACCCAUGCUGGCCGAGCCCAGGGGUCAAAACAGGCCGAGCUAGAAGGCGUGGAAGAGAACCAGAUCCGCCGCGCUGGUCAAUGGAAUCAGGAUGCGAUGACGAACUGCUACCUCACGCAUCUGCCGCGGAAAUUCCUUCGUUCAAUGGCUGGUCAUCAGCCUGAUGCAAUUGGGAACUACCGUCUUCCGUGGGCAAAGGUACAGCCCCCAGACUCCCUUAUACGAGCUCUCUGGCCAUGGAUCGACCAGUGGCUUGCCUGGUUCCAGUCCAAUGAUCCUACGAAUGAGCCACCUAGCGGGUCUACUACUCCGUCCUUGGAACAGGAAGACCGAGAUGAUAUGGCGGCCCAAGGCUUUCUGCAGCUACUGAGUCAACUACGGAUUGUUCUCCUCCAGGACUCGGUUCUCCUGCAGGCGGAGUUCCCCGGGCAUUCAAUGGGGGAGGACCCUGUUUUUGCCCGAGAAGACUAUAAGAUAUUUGCAGGGCAAGUACGGCAAUCCCUUGUUUCUACGGAGACCCCCCAGGAGAUUCAGCUGCGACAGACGCUUCCCAUCAUCGCCGACCGUCUUAGUAUCCUUCAAAAAGAUAUCCAUCAGGCGGUUGAUCUUCAUGGUUCUCAGACUCAUGAACAGCUUGGAAAUAUUUCUCGCCAGCUUCAUGAUCUCCUUUAUGGUCAGGUUACUUUUGCCGUACGAGCUAUGGAUGCCUCUUAUCACCGAAGCGCGGACACCAGACUCAGAGGCAUCCAUAGCUCGUACGGCAAAAGUAACCUGACCAGAAAGGAGAUCAUGAAGAUCAACCGCCUGAUGGAUAUCUUUUUGAAGGAUACUAAGACGGUCGGCGAUGAUGGGAAGCGUCUGUCGCAGCUGAAUCUCCUGGGGGUCUCCGUAGAAACAAGGGAUUGCCGUACUUGCCCUGCAAAUAUCUUAUAG